GGCUGCAUCACUGCAGACUUCAGCCCAAAUGCUCUUAAGUAGGCUGACACGGAUUGAUGAACUUUUAUGUUUCCUAAAGCUAUUAAUUUUUUUUCGCUUGUAAAAACAUAUAAAUGCGAGCAGAAACGCGUUUAGGCUUAGAAGUCACUUCAAGUCAUGCAACUCUGAUCUCCCGCUGAUACUUUGAAUACGACUAAAUACAGGAGCUGACUAUGGGGAUUUUUGCAGCCUCACCUGCGCGCACACAUCCUGGAAGUUAGCCUGAAAGAGGAGGGACACCCACAGAACUUGUUUGUAAAACUCGCCUUUUUCCCCUCUGCAGAACCAUGCAGAGCAACAGCAGCGCCUCCGGACCCCUCGCCGCUCUGAGUGUGUGCGGAGGAGAGGAGGAUGAACGCGAAAUCUUCAAACUUGUCAGCCCCACAGAUGCAGCCUCCAACCUCGCAGCUUUUAACCUUUCACUGAACUGCUGGCUUCACAUCCUCUCCAAGGAGUCCUCCAUGGACCUGCAUGGAGACAGCGCGAACCUGGCAGUGCGAGUUGUCAUUGCACUGGUCUACCUAGUGGUGUGUGUGCUAGGGCUUGUGGGUAACCUCCUGGCGCUUUUCCUGCUCCACUCCCGCCGCCGGGGCCACCACUACUCCUCCAUCGACUGCUUUGUGAUGAGCUUGACGCUGACAGACCUCCAGUUUGUCCUCACAUUGCCAUUCUGGGCUGUGGACACGGUGCUGGACUUCCGUUGGCCCUUUGGACGGGUCAUGUGCAAGAUUGUGAGCUCGGUCACCACCCUGAACAUGUAUGCCAGCGUCUUCUUCCUCACCGCCAUGAGCAUGACCCGCUACCACUCCCUGAUUACCUCUCUAAAGAUGGACAGCCCUAGAAUCGCCACUGCUCGUGCCAAAUGGGCCAGUUUGGCAAUUUGGGUGGUGUCACUGGUGGCUACACUUCCUCAUGCUUUCUACUCCACCACAGUCCAGGUGUCUACUGAUGACGAGCUGUGCUUAGUGCGGUUCUCUGACUCCGAUUCAAGCUACUGGGAUCCUCAAGUCCUGCUUGGACUCUACCAAACACAGAAAGUACUCUUGGGAUUUGUAGUUCCUUUGAUUGUCAUCUCUGUGUGUUACCUCCUCCUCCUGAGGUUCAUCCUGAGCCGGCGCAUUGUAGGCAGCAUGGUCAGCGGAAAUGUGACAGAGAGGUCAGAGUGUGAGAGAGGACGCCACCGUCGCCGCUCCAAAGUCACCCGCUCUGUCACCAUUGUAGUUCUGUCCUUUUUCAUCUGCUGGCUUCCCAACCAGGCUCUCACCAUGUGGGGGGUGCUUAUCAAAUUUGACCUGGUGCCCUUCAGUAAAGCCUUCUACAACGCCCAGGCCUAUGCUUUCCCCCUGACAGUGUGUUUAGCUCAUGCAAACAGCUGUCUGAACCCGGUGCUCUACUGUCUGAUCCGGAAAGAGUACAGAGCUGGACUGAAGGAGCUUCUGCUGAGCGUGUCUCACUCCGUCCGAAAUGUUCUCACUCUGGCACUGAGAGGGAGGAGAGUGGAUGAAGCACCGCCCAGCCUGGUUAUGAUACACAAAGACAUCAAUAUGUGAUUUACUGUAUAAAAUGAAUAAUUUGACAUUUUGGGAAAUACAAUUAUUCACUUUCUUGCUAAGAGUUAGAUGAGAAUAUUAGAGGUCCAGUGUGUAAUAUUUAGGAGGAUCUAUUGACAGAAAUGCAAUAUAAUAUACGUAAAUAUGUUUUCAGUGGUGUAUACAGACCUUACAUAAUGAGCCGUUAUGUUUUCAUUAUUAGAAUGAGCCAUUUCUAUCUAAAUACACCGCAGGUCCAUGAGGGUUUACAGAGCAUGUUUCAUCACUAUGCUGAAUAUGUACUAAGAAGAAGAAGAAGUGGUAGUGGUAGUAGUAGUAGUAGUCGUCUGGUUUGUUAGAAGUAAGACGAGAAGUCAAAUUUGGAGGAAUAGAGCACCACACGUAUUAUUCAGCAAACGCCAACAGAGUGCGUCAGCCACCGCAGCUUCUACUAUGUGCUUGCAAAGGGAGGGGUGAGCGCUGAUUAAGCUGUUGGUUGCAAAUUGCAACCCUCACCACCAGAUGCCACUAAAACUUUAACACUGAACCUUUAAUAUCAUCCUCAUGUUUGGACCCUAAUGGUGCGUUCCAUUUGCCUCAGAAGUCGGAGGUCGGAGCUGGGAAUGACGUCACACCUGAGUUGUACACAGAAGUGCUAAUAAACAGUAUAAACUACAGCUUUUACUAACUGUUGAUGCUCAGAGCAGCCAUCUUGGGUCACGAAGUCAGGGUAGUGCGGUUCUCCUGACUUCAAGUCGGAAAUCCGAUUUCAGUGCACGUUCCCUUUGAAAUUUCCAAUGGAAUUGGAUUUAAAAUGGAAUGAACCAUAAAUAUGAAACUACAGCCAGCAGCAGGUUAGCUUAGCUUAAGACAACAAUUGAAAACAGGGGAAAUGGCUGCCUGGCUCUUUCCAAGGCUAAUUAAAUCCACCCACCAGUACCUCUAUAGCUCUUUAAUGGACAUGUUAUAUCCCAUUCGUUUAAUCAGUAUACACUCCAAAUUGAAAAAGCAACGAUUUGCCAUUUUACAAGGGGUAAUGUGCAGGACUAUUUCUUUGUGUUGGUAUUUGUUUGAAUUAAACAAACAAGACACACUGUGUUCAUUAGUGAGAUUUAGAGGUGCUGGUAGGCAGAUUUUGUUUCCUUUGGACAGAGCCAAAGCUAGAUGUUUCCUUGCUAACCUAGCCAGCUGCUGCCUUUAGCUUCAUAUUUAGCACACAAACAUGAGACACUGUCAUCCCUCUAAAUCUAUUUCAGCCCUCAAACACACACACUUUAGUAGACUCACCUGUUGCAGACAAACCUGAUCAUUUAUGUUUCAGCUUUAUUAAGAACUCCUCACCAGAUAUUCCACUGUGGAAAAAAUCUCUCUCUCCCUGAAUCACAAGUACAUUGUAGAAUAUUAUAAGUUUCCCUCGAACAAGACAGCUCUGAGUUACACUGUUGGCAGAUUUUCUUUUCUCUUCUCUGCAUCAAAAUACAGUGGUGAACAGCUCAACAUGUGAAGUGAUUUUUGUACUUUGCAUCUCAAACACCCACACAACCAAUCACAAGGACUGUAAUAUUAUUACAUUUCCAUUAGGACUGAUUGACUCAUAUUUAUUUGUGUAAUUGUUGCUAACUCAGUCAGGACACUAGUCUCCCACACAAACCGUAACUCCACGAUAUUUGUCAUUCAGUGUGUGUUUGAUGCUAGCAUGAAACUCUGUGCCAUUUUCAUGUCUCUUGUGUCUGCCUUGCCGUUUUGUGAUUACAGGUAUGUAAUGUGACAUUAAAUAAAAACAAGAGGACAAAAGAGUUUAGUGACGUCUCUGGAAGUUAAU
Messenger RNA from Micropterus salmoides (largemouth bass), 3390 nucleotides. RefSeq names its product relaxin-3 receptor 1-like. Gene Ontology annotation, molecular function: G protein-coupled receptor activity. Lineage: Eukaryota; Metazoa; Chordata; Actinopteri; Centrarchiformes; Centrarchidae. Gene Ontology annotation, biological process: G protein-coupled receptor signaling pathway; immune response. The coding region runs from base 327 to 1589 and encodes 420 amino acids. Gene Ontology annotation, cellular component: membrane. The transcript has 3 exons. The record is from RefSeq and is a predicted model, not a curated record.